ACAACUGGUAUCCAGAAUAUACUACGAAAUUCAUCUCUAAAGUUCGUCUCUAUUUAUAGAUAGAUCAAGCCAUUCUUGUCAUAACACUGCGGCAUCAGCAAUUCGAGCGCUGAGAUUGUGCUCCUCGUUUGUUAGGUUUUGAUUCUGCAUCAAAAACAGAUAUUAUGGAGGAGGAAUCGAACAAGUCCGCAAUUCAAAUUGAAUCGCCGGCGCCGCAAUUCAAGAUUCCCGUGGACUCGGAGCAGAAGGCCACUGAGUUCUGGCUCUUCUCCUUAGCGGCGCCGCACAUGCGCGCCUUCCACCUCUCCUGGAUCUCCUUCUUCUGCUGCUUCGUCUCCACUUUUGCGGCGCCGCCCCUCCUCCCGCUCAUCCGAGACAACCUCAAUCUCACCACCACUGACAUCGGCAACGCCGGCAUCGCCUCCGUCUCCGGCGCCGUCUUCGCGCGGCUGGCCAUGGGCACCGCCUGCGACCUCGUCGGCCCCCGUCUCGCCUCCGCGUCCCUGAUCCUCCUCACCACGCCGUCCGUCUACUACACUUCCAUCAUCGACAACGCCUCCGGGUACCUCCUCGUCCGCUUCUUCACUGGCUUCUCGCUCGCCGCCUUCGUGUCCACGCAGUUCUGGAUGAGUUCGAUGUUCUCGGCGCCAAAGGUGGGGCUGGCGAACGGUUUCUCGGGCGGGUGGGGCAAUCUCGGCGGCGGCGCCACACAGCUCAUCAUGCCGUUGGUGUUCGAUCUGAUCCGCCACAUCGGGAGCACGGAGUUCACGGCGUGGCGCGUGGCGUUCUUCAUCCCGGGCGCGAUGCAGACGGCGUCAGCCAUCGCGGUGGUGAUGCUGGGCCAGGACCUGCCCAACGGCGACUACCGGAAGCUGGAGAAGGUCGGGGACAAACACAAGGAUAGCUUCCGGAAUGUUCUCUACCACGCGGUGACCAACUACAGGGGUUGGAUCCUGGCGCUCACCUACGGCUACUGCUUCGGGGUGGAGCUCACCAUCGACAACAUCAUCGCGGAGUACUUCUUCGACAGGUUCAACGUGAACCUACGGACGGCGGGGAUGAUCGCAGCCAGCUUCGGGCUCGCAAACAUCGUGUCUCGGCCCGGCGGCGGUGUGCUGUCGGACUGGAUGUCGCGGCGGUAUGGUAUGCGGGGGCGGCUGUGGAGCCUCUGGGUGGUGCAGAGCCUUGGCGGCGUCUUCUGCAUCUUGCUAGGGAGGAUGGACAACAUCGCGGCUUCCGUCACCGUCAUGCUUCUCUUUUCCUUCUUCGUUCAGGCCGCCUGCGGCCUCACCUUCGGCGUCGUCCCCUUUGUCUCCCGCAGGUCGUUGGGGUUGAUUUCGGGGAUGGCAGGAGGCGGAGGAAGCGCGGGGGCAGUCCUCACUCAGCUCAUCUUCUUCAAAGGCAGCAAGUACUCGAAGGAAACAGGAAUCACUCUGAUGGGCAUCAUGAUCCUCUGCUGCACGCUGCCCAUAACGUUCAUUUACUUCCCGCAAUGGGGCGGCAUGUUUUGUGGCCCUAGAACGAAGGCUACUGCGGAGGAUUAUUACGCGGCGGAGUGGACUGAGGAGGAGAGGGAAAGGGGUUACCACUUGGCCAGCAUCAAGUUCGCAGAGAACAGCGUUAGAGAAGGUGGUAGAAGGGAGACUUCGCCCACUGUUCCUGUGAAUGAAACACCAGGCAAUGCUUGAAAGUCUUUCUUCUUUCUUCCUUGUCAAUUUCCAUGAAAUCUAGUUCCUUUUGAUGUAUUAUUGUAUCUUUGAAGUCUGGGAACGGAUCGGGGGAAUUUGGUUGGAGAUUUGUGAGUUCUCCAUUUAUAACUAAAACAAACAAUUAUGCUUGA
Messenger RNA from Zingiber officinale, 1840 nucleotides. Its product is annotated as high-affinity nitrate transporter 2.3-like. The record is from RefSeq and is a predicted model, not a curated record. Gene Ontology annotation, molecular function: nitrate transmembrane transporter activity. The transcript has 2 exons. Bases 165 to 1688 code for a protein of 507 amino acids. Gene Ontology annotation, biological process: transmembrane transport. Lineage: Eukaryota; Viridiplantae; Streptophyta; Magnoliopsida; Zingiberales; Zingiberaceae.